Messenger RNA from Paramecium tetraurelia, 1089 nucleotides. RefSeq lists its product as uncharacterized. Lineage: Eukaryota; Ciliophora; Oligohymenophorea; Peniculida; Parameciidae. The transcript is spliced from 4 exons. The record is from RefSeq and is a predicted model, not a curated record.
AUGUUAAAUUGUAGUUGUAAAUCCUCCUCAGUUUAAUUGACAGAGGAGUAGAAAAAAGAAUUGAGAUGGAAAAAGGAGAUAAAUUUGCUUGAACAUUACAAUAUUAAAAUUGGAUUGAAUUGCUUCUUAUAUGAUUAUGAAGUUAAAUAUUAAGGAAAAUUGUAUUAAAUUCACACAUUUUGUGGAGGGGAGUCUGAUAAGGAAAUAGUUUUGAUGCUUCAUGGGUAUGGAGGAUCGAAUGUUCAUUAUUGUAGGAUUUACGAACAAUUAAUUAGAAAAUUUCGAAUAUAUUCAAUUGACUUGCCAGGGAUGGGAUACUCAAGCAAAUCAGAUAUUUUAAUGGAAUCAUACGAAGAUGCAAUCGAAUUCUUUAUGGGAACAAUAUCAUAAUUUAUUGAGAAUUUUAUUAGGGAUUAAAAAAUAAUUUUAAUUGGUCAUUCAUUCGGUGGAUUUUUAGCAGCUCAUUUAUUCACAAGAAUGCCCCAUUUAUUCUCAAGGCUAUUUCUAUUAAGUCCUGCAGGAGGAACAUAUUAUGAUGAUAGCGAGAUCAAAAAAUUACAAGAUACCUCAAAGUACCCAUUUCUGUAGAGAAUAUUUUUCAAUUAUGCUCACAAAAAGUGGAGUGAACAAAUUACACCCUAAUAACUUAAGGAUAAGUGGUAUGGAAAUUAUUUCAUUAAAAAAUAUCUCAAAAAACGAAUGUCCUUAGAAGGAAGAGAGUAUGAAGUAUGGCAAACUUAUAUAGAUGAAAUGUUAGCUUUACCUGAUGGUUCAGAAAAGGCGCUAUUUUUAUUAUUGCAAUUCCCAAGAGUAAUAGCUAAAGGGUGGGAUUCAAUAGAGUAUAUUUUAACAAAGCAUACAAAAUAUAUUUAUGAUAUUCCAAUUUAUUUUUAUUUUGGUGAUCAAGAUUGGAUGGACAAAAAAGGGGCAUAUAAUUUAGCAAAGAAUAAAAAUAACAUCAAUAUUAGGAUAAUUGAGAAUGCAGGCCAUUAACUUAAUUUUGAAAAUCCAAAAGGAGUUUAUGAAUAAUUAUUAAUUGAUAUAAAUGCUUCCGCUAACCAGAAAGAACAACAGAUAGUGUUCUCAUGA